This is a messenger RNA of Synchiropus splendidus (mandarinfish), 2236 nucleotides long. It is a transcript of the gene pla2g12b, whose product is annotated as phospholipase A2, group XIIB. Gene Ontology annotation, molecular function: calcium ion binding; A2-type glycerophospholipase activity. The transcript is spliced from 4 exons. Gene Ontology annotation, cellular component: extracellular region. Gene Ontology annotation, biological process: triglyceride homeostasis; lipid catabolic process; cholesterol homeostasis. Bases 2 to 772 code for a protein of 256 amino acids. The record is from RefSeq and is a predicted model, not a curated record. NCBI's taxonomy places the organism in Eukaryota, Metazoa, Chordata, Actinopteri, Syngnathiformes, Callionymidae.
CAUGCUGCUCCAGACUCUGCUCCUGCUUAUUCUCUCGCUGUCUUCAUCGUGGUGCGCCACGUUGGGCCACUACCAGGCCGGCGCCACGGAAGAGGCCUCUGACGUGGAUCUGCAAGUGACAGAGAGUGUCCCAGCGGAGAACAGUCUCUCAGACCUGUUGGCCAGAGUCGACACAGAUGAAACUGCGAAACCUGUAGAUGCAGCCCAGGAACCGAGCACGAGCGAGACUUCACCCGAGGAGAACGAGAUCCUGCCUGUCCUGCAGAACUCAACGUCGCUUCCCCAAGAGACAAGCGCCUGGAGCAUCCACUCCAUCAGAAGCAGCUUCCAGACUGUGCACGGGUACUUUGACUCCCUGGUGGAGCUGGUGGGGGGACACAACGGCGUCUGUCGCUACAACUGCAGAUACGGAGAUCCUCCACAGCCUCGGCCCGGCUACCUGCACCAGGAGCCCAACGGCUGCAGCUCAUCCCUGGUGGGACUGCAGCUGGAUCCAGGCAUUCCUGCCAUGACAAGGUGCUGCAACCUCCUGGACGUCUGCUAUGACACCUGCGGCAACAACAAGUACCACUGCGACUCCAAGUUCCGCUCCUGUCUACAAGACCUUUGCUCUGACCUCAAGACCAGUCUGGGCUUCAUGUCGAACGUACAAGCCUGUGAGUCAAUGGCGGAUGCUCUCUAUAACACGGUGUGGACCCUGGGCUGCAGGCCCUACAUGAACAGUCAGCGGGCGGCGUGUGUCUGCGUGGGAGAGAUGAAGGAUGAGCUGUGAUACUCUGUGCUAGUGAUGGCUGGAUGAGGCACCAUGAAACAGCACUGCAGGGUUGAUGAAACUGGGUCCUACUUUUCAGGGGCCACUAGAUGGCGCUCUUGGUUCAGACAUAACAUCAGCUUUCAUCGACUUAGCUGUUCAAAUCCAAACAUUAUGCGGCGGACAGUGCCAUCUGGUGGCCUCUGAAUGUCAGGACACUGUGUCAUGAAACCUCAUCGACCCAUGGCCACUCUGGACUGUAAAAACUAAAAAACUAAAACUAUGUUUUACACCAGUUUACCUCGCCAUCUGAACCAGCAGAACAAUGAAGGCAAACGAAAAUGUGACUCUCAGAAUAUUCAUAAUAAUAUUCAGAAGCCAUUUUUCCGUUUGGGCUGGAUGACUCCAUUAGCAUAAAUUACUGAUGACUCCAAACAAAGCACCCGGUGGGGAGGAUGUUGUAGAGGGAUUCAUUUCCUUUUGAUAGAAAUGAUUUAAAGCUGCGCGGCCGUUUAAUGUCUACAGGACUCGCGCAUUAGUCAAACGUGCAACGCUCUUUAUGGAGGUUAUUUUUUUAAUGAAUAAAUGUUUGAGUAAUUGCAGUUUAGCUGACGUGACGGCAAGAUGAUGAAGUAGAUUCAUAGUGAGGACAGGAUUCAUGCUGGGAUAUGAUAUAUUCUUUACUUUCGUUACAACAAGUUUAUUUUAAAAGAAAUAAAAGGCACACGUUUAGUUACUUUACUUUCAAAAAUAAAUGUUUUUCGGUAAAACUGUGGUGAUUACAGGUGGAUCAAGUGUUCACGUUUUGUUUCAUAACUUUAAAUGAAAAGCUAUUUUUAUUACGAUACUUGUAAUCCAAGCAAAAAUGAAAAAUACUUUUGAUAAGACUAGUUUCAUUAACAUGGCAAAGUAAACAAAUAAAUAAUAUGUCAUGUUGAAGUAUACAAUAUAAUAUAUAUAUAUUGAUUAAUUCUGGGCAAAUGUGCAAUAUUAUUAAAAAAUAAAGUUAUAUUUUCCCUAAAUUAAUUAACGUGGUAGGUAUUCCGGGAAAACACUGUGUAGCAUUCCAAAAUUAUUUAAUAUUAAUGGAAAAUACUUCAUAAAACAUGCAAUAGAAUGGCGAUUUCCAAACUGGAAUGGAAGACACUGGAGCCUUUAGAGGCUCAAAUAUUCAAUUGAAACGGUGAUAUUCUGUUUAUUUUAUUAUGUAUUCUCAGACUGCUGCCCUGAUGAUGAAGUCCUGUCAGCCUUCAGAAAUGAACCAUGUGACCUGUGAAUGAGUUCUAAUAGAAAUGUCACUCAAUUUACAGUGGCUAAACGCAGCUGUCAGGGCGAGAUGCAGUGAAGUGGAUGUAUUACCCAGAAUUCCCUGAGACCUUGACACUGCGACUGGCACUGGAACACAUAGUUACAUACGAGUGUUGGUGUGCAGGAGUGUUCACCGUGUGUGUUUGUCUGGUGCUUUAAAUAAAGCGACGCUGCUCG